AUGGCGACGGCCAUCGGCCGCAGCUGCGAGAUCAACCUGGCGUUCGAGAACUACGCCGACGUCCACCCGGGCGCGGAAAUCUGCCGCGGCGCGCAGAGCCGCGUGCUGCACGGGACCAUGACGCUGCCCUCGGACGCGCCCGUGAAGCCCGACGGCGCCGGCGCCGUCCCCGUGGCCAUCAAGAAGGCCGUGAUGGCGUCCAGCGAGGACCUCGAGCGCUACCGCAUCGAGCUCAAGGCCAUGGCGUCGCUCUCCCACCCCAACGUGCUCCGCCUGCUGGGCGCCCAGGCGCUCCCGCCGAACUACACGCUCGUCCUCGAGUUCGCGGCCGGCGGCAGCCUCGAAAACGCCCUCCACGCAGCCGGGUGGCGCCCCGGGCCCCGCGACGCGGUCUCCGUCGCCCUGCAGCUCGCGAGGGCCCUGGCGCACGUCCACGCGGCCGGGCUCGUCCACCGCGACGUCAAGCCCGCCAACGUCCUGCUCUCCGAGCCCCGCGACAGCCGCGGCAGCGGCGCCCCGGAGGUCAAGCUCACGGACUUUGGUCUCGCGGAGUCGGCGGAGAAGCUCGCGCGCGAGGCUGCGGACCUGACGUCGCGCCUCAAGGCCGGGAUGCCGUCCGGGGGGUUCCACAAGAAGCACAUGGUCGGCACGCUGCAGUACAUGGCCCCGGAGGUCCUCAUGAAGUCGGGCCCGCACUCCCCCGCCGCGGACAUGUACGCGUGGGCGGUCGUAGCCAACGAGGUCCUGAGCGGGGUUGUGCCGUUCAGCGACUGCACGAAGGAGAACCCCGCGGCGCACACGGUGCUCGAGAUGGGGUACGGGCAGCAGGAGCUGGCCGCGGCGGUGUGCGGCGAGGGCCUGCGCCCGCUCCCCGCUGCGUCGACGCCGCCGGCGCUGCAGGCCCUCUUGGACCGCUGCUGGGUCGCGGACCCGGCGCAGCGGCCGGCGGCCGCGGAGGUCGUGGCGACGCUCGAGGAGCUGCUCGAGCGGCUCCCGGCGGACCACCGCGCGAGCACGGAGCACGAGGAGGCGAUGACCCUCCCUGGGGAGUCGAGUCAGGGCGCGAGCGUGACCGAGGCGGCCGCGGAGGGCGAGGCCGCGCGGGCCGUCGCGCCUGCCGGUCCGUGGCCCGCCGCGCCGUGGGCGGAGGGCCCCGCGGACGGCGCGGUGCGGAUGGGGCUGUUCACGACGGCGGGCAAGCGCGAGAAGAUGGAGGACGCGGGGACGGUGGUGUCGCCGCUCGGGGGGCUCGCCGGGGUGCACAUGAUGGCGGUCUUCGACGGACACCGCGGGGCGUACGCGGCGGAGCGCGCGGCGGCGGACAUCGAGGCCUACUUGCACCGCUCGUGGACCGCUCCGACCGCGGAGGAGUGUCUGCGGCGCGCCUUCGUCGCCCUCGACGCCUCGAUCUGCUCCGACCUCGCCCGCCAGCACGCAGAGAAGGUCGCGUGCAUGGGCGCCCCCGCCGCGGGCCCCAAGGCCUGCCCUGGCUGCACCGCGAUGGCCGUGCUCGUCGCGGGCCCGCGUGUGUACGUCGCGAACGCGGGCGACUGCCGCGCGGUCCUGUGCCGCGGCGGCCGCGCCGUCGCAAUCUCCCGGGACCACUCGACACAGUCCGAGGCGGAGCGGGAGCGCAUCACGGCGUGCGGCGGGAAGCUUGAGUGGCUGGUGGACGGGUGGCGCGUGGGCGCGCCCGGGCUGCAGGUCACGCGGUCGCUCGGGGACCCGGACGCGAAGCCCGACGGCGUGACGGCGGUGCCGGAGGUGACGUCGACGGCGCUGGAGGCGAGCGAUGAGUUCGUGAUCGCUGCGAGCGACGGGCUGUGGGAGGUGCUGACGAACGAGGAGGCGGUGGGGAUCGUGCGCGACACGGUGCGGGACCCGGGGAUGUGCGGGCGGCGGCUGGCGAUGGAGGCUGUGUCGCGGGGGUCGGGCGACAACGUGUCGGUGGCGGUGGCGUUCCUGGGGGGCGCGGCGGCGGGGGGCACGGCGCAUCAGGUGUUCGACGAGACGCGCGGGGAGCUGCACCCGGUGCAGGCGACGCCGGCGGGGAGCCGCGGGGUGGCGACGGGCGCUGCGGGCGGGAACAACAUGGCCGCGGACGAGGUGAUGGACUUCUGCUACUGA
This is a messenger RNA of Pedinophyceae sp. YPF-701, 2127 nucleotides long. Lineage: Eukaryota; Viridiplantae; Chlorophyta; Pedinophyceae. The record is from the annotation of a GenBank genome assembly.